UUCGUGCACUUUCGCUUCGAAUCUAAUUUGUUUUGUUUGGUUUACGCCGGCGGGCGCGUGAAUCUCGAUAGUAAAUUACGCGGCGUUAUUUAUAUUUUCGUUCGCCCGCUGCGCGCAUAGCUUUACCAUUCGUAACCGCGAAGAGAUACUUUACAUGUGGAAUACGUUGGGUGUAUUUAUUUUUUCUGGAGUCUGUGAGGCUAGUGUUAGUUUUUCGGUGAUGGUGGUCGGUUAGUGCUCCUACGAUGUCGGAAGCGACGACGCCAACGGGCGAGGCGCCCGUGCUGGAGCUGGACGACCGGGACGCGGAGCCCCGGACGCCGAUGAAGCGGCUCGGCUCCACGAGAAAGCUGGCUGCAUUCAACAAUAUUCGCGUUCAACUGACAGAGCAGACGCGGAUACUAGAAGCACGGGCGGAAGCGGCGGCGGGUGUCGCGGCGGAAUUACACGACUAUUGCCGAAGACGAGCCGAACUUGAGGCCGAGUACUCACGAGCUCUCGACAAGCUCGUCCGAGCGGCGCAUCAGAAGCAUAAGGAGCAUAAACACAAACGCGAGCAAUGGUCGCUAACAGGCGCCUACGCGUGCUGGCAAGCCGCGCUGGACAGCACACGGUCCCUAUCCAAAGACCAUGCAACUUUAGCAGCAUUAUAUGGAGGACAGUUAGCUUCAAGGUUGCAACGGGCGGCUGAUGACGCGCUGAGGUUACACAGAAAAUGUCGGGAUAUAGUCCUGGAGCGGCAUGAAGAGGUAGGAGCAGCGUUAGCCGACGCUGCAGCCGCGGGGAAGGCCCAAGCGGCAGCCGCAGCCGAGUGGCGAGCGGCGGCAGCAAAGUUGAGGCAUGCUCAUGACCAGAAGACACGGUUAGCUGCUGCUGACCCUCCGAGGGUUAAGAAGCUGAAGGCUCUGGAUAAAGAGCUUGAGAAGCGACGCGGCCGACACAGCGAGGCGCGCGCAAAGGCCCUGCGUGCAAGAGCGGACUACGUGUUAAGUUUGGAAGCCGCGAACGCGACUCUGCAGCGGUACUACCUUGACGACAUCCCCGAUAUCAUGCUUUGCAUGGAAGUCGGUUUCGAAGCUGUAGUAGGCCGAUGCGUCCGCACCGCCGCCGAGGCAGAAGCAGCGAGAGCAGCGGCCCUAUGCGCCGCCGCCGGCGCCCUACGUGGCGCGGCUUCAGCCCUGGAUUCUUUAAAGGAUAGGCAGAAGGCGUUGGACGCUCAUGCCCCGACUUUUGCGUUGCCACGACCACUGCCUUACCAAGGAACACCUCCGGAAGAGCAAGAUCAAGAAAUGCGUGAGUUAGUAAACGGUGCAGCAGAAGAGCAGGACGCAGCAGCUGCAGCAGUGGCCGCAGAGCUGGCGCAGCGCCUGCAGCAGUUGGAGAGCGGCGCGAGGGCUUUAAGGGCCGAGUGCAGGGAGAGCGCCAAGACGCUGGACGCGGCCGAGGCGGAGCUGGUCAAACAGAUGGAAGGCAGCCCAGCGCAGUGGGAAACAGCGCGGUUGUUCGGUCCGGACGCACCGGCGCCGCCGCCAACAGACGACCAAGAAGCGCCGCGGAAGGAACAGGAGGACUACUAUCUCGCGAAGUUCCGGUCAUAUGUGUCAAGCGCGGGGCGGCUCGCGCGGCUGGAGAGCAAGGCGGCGUGCAUGCGCGCGCGCCUCGUGCGCCUCGCGCCCGCGCCCCCGCCCGCCUCGCCGCCCUCCCCGCCGCGCCGCGCCGCGGCCCGCCUGCGCAGGGGACAGUUCGCCGCGCCGCUGGACGAUCAUCUAGCCGCUGCGAGGGCGGACUUACCGAGAGUGCUGACGUCGUGUGUGCGAGUUAUAUCCAGCUAUGGUCUACGACAUCAAGGUAUUUUCCGCGUGUCAGGGUCUCAAGUGGAAAUGCAAGCGUUACGCGCGGCCUUCGAACGGGGAGACGACCCAUUGGCACACGUUAGAGACGCCUCAGAUAUUAACUCUGUAUGUGGCCUCCUAAAGCUGUACCUCCGUGAGCUACGUCCACCGCUUCUGCCGCCACAACUACAAGAGCGCUUGCUCCGUCUAGCCGCGUUACCAAGCGACGCAGAUUUUGUACGAAGAAUGAGAGAAUUGCUAGCGACGUUGCCAGCAUCAUCGGUGCUUGUUCUAAGAUAUCUCCUGGCGUUCUUGGCACAUUUAACAGAAUACAGCGAGUACAACAUGAUGGAUGCGUGGAACCUAGCCAUCUGCGUGGGGCCCACGCUCCUAGCGGCGUGGGGGGAGGGCGGGGCGCAACUGGCAGCACAAAACCUGGUCAACGAACUAGUGAAGAGGACUAUUAUACAUCAUGCUGCGAUAUUCCCUCAGGAUAUCGCGCCACACGCGUUAUAUAAGCGUCCCAGUGAAGAGAACGAGACGGUAGCAGAAGAAGGAGAGAGCGCGGCGGGUUCUGACGACGUCGACGCGGCGGAGGAGCCCGACGUCAACGACGACCUGUCGCUUUAUGACGACGACGAUGAUAACGACGACGAUGAAAUAAGUGACGACGGUGAAAAUGGCGAAUGGAGAGAACGCGACAGAGACUCGAUAGAAAGGAGAUCGGAAAGCCUGCCGCGUCGACAAUCAGUGCCGGCCCCACAGGUUCGUGAGCCGUCCCCCGCCGCCCCCGCCCCUUCCACCUCUGCACAGUGCCGGAGGCUAGCGGAAGCAACGCCGGACCUAGUGCUGGACUUACCGGCGCGCGCGCCGACUGAGGCCAGCGCGCCGCCCGCCGACGCUGCCGAAACGUUCGCCAGCAACCGCGACACGCUUAAGAAACGGCCCUCGCACAAACCAUCAUCGUCCGAUAGCAGCACAAUCGCUCCCGACGAUCCUCCGGAGGCCGAAAAACCGGACGAGGCCGAAACACAAGCUUCAGCCUCCGCAGCCCCUGAAAGUCCAGUACCCGCACGCAACACAGCCCGCGUCGCCGCAAAAUUUGCCGACCUGACACUAACCGGUGGGUCUCUCAAGCCGGCUUUGGCGGCUAAACCAGCACUAUUAAGGAGGCCUACGCCACACCCGCAGCAUGCUAGGCCCCACCCGCCGUCUGAUGAAGCCACUUAGGGUAGAAGACGUCAAAUUUGCCGACUUGACACUAACCGGAGGAUCGCUUAAACCGGCUUUGGCGACUAAAUUAAGGAGGCCUACGCCACAUCCGCCGCCUGAUGAAGCCACUUAGGGUAGAAAACGCUUUUGCUGACUUGACUCUAACCGGCGGGUCUCUCAAACCGGCUUUGGCGGAAAUACCAGCGUUAUUGAGGAGGCCUACGCAAUCGCCGCCUGAUGAAUCCAUUUAGGGUCCCGGGGGCUAUGAAACGCAUGCUCGAUGCUGACGACCAACCAUUGGGUAAACUAAAACGCAAACAUGAUUUUGAAUGCGUGGAUUGUGCGUGCGCCUUCGGCUGAAAUGCUUUAAAACAUCGGCGUUGAGAGCCUCACAUGUGAAGUCACAAAUUUAACUUGACAAAUAUAGGUUUUUAGGACUCAAUUAUGGUUCAAAACUGAUUAAGAACUACAGUCGAAGAUCAAUUUUUGUCUGUUCAACUUUAUCUGUUCACUUUUACGUAGUUUAUGAUCUUCAAUGUGCAUAUUAUUACAACAAAUACUGGUUUGCAUAGUCGCAAACAUAACACAUCUAGACCUAUAUUGUCUUUUUGGACUAUAAUAGUUCUGUUAAAUUGGCAAGUCGGCAAACGCCAUAGACGAUUGCAUCUAUCGAUAUUAUCAGCACUUUUAACGUCAAUCUUUCCAAUAUUUACGUGGUUGCGUGAAUGAAGCUUCAUAAUUUACAAAUAUUUUUAUGAAUUUGAUCACUUAAUCCUUGAAGCCCUGUUUAUGCGACUAUGACGGUCGCCUACAUCACAAUUGUCAUCUGACAAUUUGUCAAAAUGACAAUAACAACUGUGACAAUUGUCAAGUUACAGAAAAAAAUCCAGUGACAUAUCAAACGAAAUGCUCAAAUCUAAUUGCUCAUUAGAAUGUUUUUGAGUAUUUUUGGAGAGAUGCAAUCGUCGAAGAUAAAUUAGAGGCUUAAUCGUCGACCAAAAGGUCACAAUGUCGUCCGACAAACGUUCUUAUGUUGCGAUGUCUUACCGCUGAUAUUUUGCUGGAUCGACAAGUAUGAAAAAUGCUUCUUGGCCUUCUAAGUCGUCUAGGCCAAAAUUAAAAAAAAAAUGUUGGAUAUACGUACUUCAAAGUUAAUGUCACUUAAAAGGAAAGUGUUUAGAAGAUCGCUGCGAAAAGGAGGAUAAAAGAUUAAACCUAUUCAUGUUAUGUAGGUUUUAGUUCUACCGGGGAUUUAAUUUUCAUUUUUUUUUCCAAAAGCACUAAACUUUAGCAAACAAGGAUUGCCCUUGUCAGAAUGUUUCUUCAACGAAGUUUUAUAAUAAUUGUUGAUCCAGUAUUAAAUCAGCGUUUUAAUCAUAAUUAUUUUUCUAGAAUAUAUUGACAUAAUAAUUCGACUUAUACGAGUUCAGAAAGUAGUUAUAAAUGUAUUGCUAUUUUAAUAAUUAUUGUAUUGUAUGGACAACGUUAUUAUCAAUAGUUGUCAAAUUUGUAUGGAUGGAUGUAUUUUUGUGUGCUCAUCUCAUGUACUCACUUUCUACUAGGGUAAGUUUUAUUCGAACUAGCGGUCCCUGUCUGUAAGCUUGUGGUGUUUAAAAUGGUCAAACAUAAACGUGAUGAAUGAAAUAAUCAAUCUCUCAUAGUUAGAAUGGCAUUGAAAGUCUGUAGUUUCUAUAUGAACAGAUUGUCCUACAAAAUAGAGAUCCUUUUCUUCAAAUUUUUUCAUCUACGCUCAGUUUGGGAACAAUAUUUCAUAAAAUCAAACAAAUCUAAUUCGAUUUAAUCGAUUUUGAUACAACAAAAACUGAAAGUGUAUACAGUCUGACCAAAAAAAGGAGAAAUUGUGGCAACAUCGUAGCGUCGUCCCGUUUUCUCACACAUAUUGAUUUGAAACGGAUCACACUACAAUGUUGCCAGUUUUUAAUUUUUACUCGUUUUGGUCAGACUGUAGUUUAUACGUCAUAAUCUCAUAAAAAUUUGACGUAAAAAUAACACUUUGCUGCUAUCAAAACCGUUGCUAACUUAUUUUGGUCUGACUCUUACUCCAAACAGUAGAAUAAAUUCAUAGACUCCUCAAAUAUCAUUGUAGCCGGUUUUACUUCAAUCCUAUAGAUAUCUUAAAAAAUGACCAUUUUAAUCACCCUGAAAUCGUGAUCUGAGAAAUAAAACUUGUAUAUUUGACAAUUGUUAUUCACAUUUGUUACUAUUUUGUAAACUUGACAAUUGUCAUCUGACACAAAGUAUUGUGGCCUGUUUCACCAGUGACAUUUAUCGCCCGACAGUGACACUGCGCCUGUUCAACAAGGAAGAAGAAAUAAGCACAAAAUUGUCAAGUGUCAAUGCCACUUUGAUGAAAUAGGCCAAUGGGCGUAAUUACAUGAUGAUGAUGAUGAUGACAUGUCGAUUACCGAUUGUCUUGUAGAAAUAUACCCUCGAUAUUUAGUGUCAUAUGACAAUUGUGAAUUUAUAAAGACUUAUUGUAGUUUUUUCUCAGAUCGUGAAUUAGUUAUUUCUCUUUCUUAUAUCCAGCCUUUGGGCUAGCCGGCCGCUGCUCGUGUAUGGGACAUUAGGCCGUAUUCAAAUGGACACAAUAUCUAUUUUAUAUAUCAUUAUUUUUAUACGCUUCUCGAAUGCGGCAGUCGAUCUAAACAUUAGAUAAGUUUUAUUUAAAUUAAGCGUUUUAUGGUGUCUAGUAUGGUUAGGGAGCAGUAGAUUAAACGGAACAAUAAUAUGAAUUUACAAUAAAUAAGUAAUAUUGGGUAGCUCCUUUAAAAAUGCAUACGACAUAGCGAGCUUUGAUUUUUUUUCAAUUGUGAUGUUGCAAAAUAAUAAUUAUUAUUAUUCAAAAAACUUACUAGUCCGUGUAGGCUAAUUCUGUUACGAAUUUAAAGUGACAAAUUGUUGAAAAUACAUAGGACCAGUUGCAUCAACCACAUUUGAGUCAUUUGACAGACACAUCAUCGUCGCGCAGCAGAGGUAUAUGGAACUUCCCAUACAAUAAAAUUUAACGAAUGCUUUAACGGUGACAGAUGGUUUGGUGCAACCGGCCCAUAAUCGACAAAAUGUAUAGUAAAAGAAGUUGAAGACACUUGUAAGUACCAGAAAUGUGUGCCGAGUUAGCUUGUUCAGACUCUAGAGUGGGCCAAAGACUAUCUUCUUAUUAAUAAUCGAUCAAGAUCUACCUCUAAUAUAAAAUAUUUUUCAGUACAGAUGGUCGUUUUUUUACGCACUAGUUCGAGAAGUGGUUCAUUAUAUGCCAGGUCGAAACUUCGGAGGCUCAUCUGUACUGAAAAAUGUCGUUCGAUACACGUGCGAAAAGGAAAUUCGUAACUCGUGUCGAUUUAAAACACUCCCUUCGGUCGUGUUUUAAUUUAUCGCCACUCGUUUCGAACUUCCUCUUUUUCGCACUUAUCGAAAUGUACUUAUGCCAUUAAAUUUUAAGAGGCGCACAAUUUAAACGCUUAUAAAAACGCGUCAAAUAUUUAAAAGAAAAACGCAUUUAAAAAAGACCGCAACGGUCAUAUUCUAAAUUAGGCCUAUAACUAACAAUAAUGGUCGGCUGCCUCAUUUGACGCUAUACGUGAGAAAUGAAGUAACGAGGUGAUGAGGUAGUGAGGUAAUGAGGUGAUGGGGUAGUGAGUUUGAGGGAGCGGCGGCCGUCCUCUGUGAUAUAUUGUAUCGAAUCUGUACCUCUGUAACCUUUACACAAUAAACCAGUAUUACCCGCGUA
Molecule: messenger RNA, 6792 nt
Organism: Leguminivora glycinivorella
Lineage: Eukaryota; Metazoa; Arthropoda; Insecta; Lepidoptera; Tortricidae
Product: SLIT-ROBO Rho GTPase-activating protein 3-like
Exons: 18
Coding region: 246-3062 (938 amino acids)
Biological process (GO): negative regulation of cell migration; signal transduction
Cellular component (GO): cytoplasm
Source: RefSeq, a predicted model, not a curated record